CCAUUCCAGUUACUAUUCAUCAAUAAAAAUGCUCAAGUUUUGAGCUUUUUUGGAAAUGUUUAUGGGCUUUUUUUCCUAUUUUAACUUUUGCUCACCAUUGUAGCUCAUGAUCAUUUUUUUUACUCACGAAAAAUUCUCAUGAGCAAAAAAAACACUCACCAUUGCUAGUGCUCUUACAGGCUUUAGUUCGAUAAGACGUCUUUAACUCUUGAAAGUAGUGCUAUGAAACAUGUUGAGCUUCGAGUCCAGGUGACGACACAAAAAGAACUCAAUAAACAAAUUCAAAACGUAAAAGCCACUCCUUCUCUUUCCGCCUAAAAUUCCUCCUUCUCCUUCUUUCUUUCUCUUUCAACUUACUCAAAUUUUACCAUCAUCAACUUUCUCUCUCCUCAAAUUAGGGUUUCCGAAACUCCCGCCAGAUUUACCGCCUCCGCCGCCGUCUCCGCCGUCUUCCGCCGCCGUUCACAUUCUCGCAUCUGCAUGACUCGCAUCCGACACCAAUUUCCACCGCCGGCGCUUUUUACCGUCACUUCCGGCAGCUCUUUUAUCGUCGGCGAUGUCUAUCAAACCUUCGCGCUCCAAUUCUCUGUCUGUAAUUAGAUCGGAACCUUCCAAGAGCACGCCGGUGUCGGAGCUUACGAAUAUGAGUGUCGCACCAAAGGAGAUUAUAUCGGUUAUCGAUUCGUUGAAGCAACAUGUUGAAGCUCAACGGCAUGUUUAUGUCAAGAACAUAAUGGAAGAAAACAGGCAAAAGUUGUGCAAAGUGACUUUAGGAAAGGAAAGAAAAAAUGUGACGCCUAACGACUUGGAAAAGAAUGCAGCUUUAUUGGUAAAAAGGCAGACUGAUGCGGUCAAUAUGCAAAACGGUAUUGGAGCUGGUAACAAAGGUGAUGGUGCCAAUGUCUCACCUGAAGAUACAGCGAUUCUUCUAGGUUCUCCUUUCCCUAAUAAGAAUACUAUUCGAGCCAUCAGACUUCCUGGAGUAAAGAGAUUACCACCUUAUACUACAUGGAUUUUUUUGGACAGAAACCAAAGGAUGACAGAAGACCAAUCUGUGGUAGGUAGAAGGCGAAUUUAUUAUGAUCCAAAUGGCGGGGAGGCCCUAAUUUGCAGUGACAGUGAGGAAGAAGUAAUUGAGGAUGAAGAAGACAAGAAGGAAUUUGUUCGAUCAGAAGAUUACAUCCUUCGAAUGACAGUGCAGGAAGUUGGUGUAUCAGAUGCUGUUUUGGAUUUACUUGGACAGUGCUUUUCCAAAAAACCUAGUGAUGUCAAGGCAAGAUAUGAAAUUCUUUGUGAGGAAGAGAAGGCUAUGACAGGUGUAAGAAAUGGGGAUACCAUGGAGACUUCAGAAAAUUCAAACCCGUAUCUUGAUAAAGAUUUGGAAGGAGCUUUGGAUUCUUUUGACAACCUGUUCUGUCGCCGUUGUUAUGUUUUUGAUUGUAGAUUGCAUGGAUGCUCACAGGAUCUCAUCUUUCCUACUGAGAAACAACAUCCCUGGAGCUCUUCCGAGGAGGCAAAUGUACCAUGUGGUUUGCACUGCUAUCGUACGGCUUCUAAGUAUGAAGGUGAUUCUGCAGUCAUCUCCCAAAAAUUUGAUGGCUCUGAAUCUAAGCCUGGCCCUUCGUCUGAUGAUGGUUUUGCUGAGGUGUCACCAAGAAAGAAGUCUAUUGGUUCUUCUAGCAAGCGAAAGGGAAAAUCCACUCAGAGUGAAAGUGCCUCGUCACAUGCAAGAAAUACAUCUGAUAGCAGUGAUUCUGAUGAAAGACUUGUUCAAGAUAACAACUCUGUUGACCAAUCUUCUAUCCAUUCUAAGCGUAAGUUGAUUGGGAAAUCUGGAGCUCGCAAAAGUAGGAAUAAGCGAGCUGCUGAAAAGAUAGUGGUUGCAAUCCAGAAGAGGCACAAAAAGAUGGUGGCUCCAGAUGCUGAUUCAGUCAACGCUGGACCUACCAUGUCUAGAGAUAUGAAGCUUCGAUCUCGGGCACGCAAGGAGGAUGAUGUUGCAAGUUUUCCACAGAAGAAAGGAAAUUUAAGCACUGGUGAAAGGUCAAGGAAGGCUUCGCUGGCUGUGGGAAGCUCCAAGUCCAUAAACUGUGAGACUCCUAGUGAUCUUCUUAAUGUAGCAUCCAACGAUCAAUCUACUUGUCAUUUGGAUGACAUGUCAAAGAAAGAAGAACUUGUAGAUGAAAGCCCUGGAAAACUAGAAGUUAAUAAUGACAGUUCAUGGAAGGCUCUUGAAAAAGCACUUUAUGAGAAGGGUUUGGAGGUCUUCGGCAGGAACAGUUGCUUGAUUGCUAGAAACCUUUUGAAUGGACUGAAGACAUGUUCAGAGGUCUAUCAGUACAUGAAUCACUUGAAUAAUAAUCUAUCCUACCAAGGCGGUGAUGAUGGGACAAACCUUGAGUGCACUGGAACCAUGGGCAAUGACAUCAGGAGGAGAUCAAGAUAUGUUCGGCGGAGAGGUAGAGUUCGCCGUUUGAAGUAUACAUGGAAGUCCACAGGUUACCAUUCCAUUAGAAAGCGGAUUUCAGAGAGAAAGGAUCAGCCUUGUCGACAGUAUAAUCCUUGUGGGUGUGAAUCUUCUUGCGGAAAGCAGUGUUCAUGUCUUUUAAACGGUACAUGCUGUGAGAAAUAUUGCGGGUGUCCCAAGAACUGCAAAAAUAGAUUCCGGGGCUGUCACUGUGCUAAAAGUCAAUGCAGAAGCCGUCAAUGUCCAUGCUUUGCUGCAGAUAGGGAGUGUGAUCCAGAUGUCUGUCGUAAUUGUUGGGUUAGUUGCGGUGAUGGUACACUCGGUGUCCCAAAUCAAAGAGGUGACAAUUAUGGAUGUAGAAAUAUGAAGCUAUUGCUCAAGCAACAGCAGCGGGUUCUACUUGGCAGGUCUGAUGUUUCUGGUUGGGGAGCAUUUCUUAAGAAUGGUGUUGGGAAACAUGAAUACCUUGGGGAGUACACUGGAGAAUUAAUCUCACACCGGGAAGCUGAUAAACGUGGAAAGAUAUAUGACCGUGAAAACUCUUCAUUUCUUUUCAAUCUAAAUGAUCAGUUUGUUCUAGAUGCUUAUCGAAAAGGGGACAAGUUGAAAUUUGCCAAUCACUCUCCUGAUCCAAAUUGCUAUGCAAAGGUUAUUAUGGUAGCUGGUGACCAUCGAGUGGGCAUAUUUGCCAAGGAACGAAUAAAUGCAGGGGAAGAACUUUUCUAUGAUUAUCGUUAUGAACCAGAUCGAGCACCAGCCUGGGCCCGUAAACCUGAGGAACCUGGAUCAAAAAAAGAUGCUGCCGGGCCUUCAAGUGGCCGUGCAAAGAAGCUCGCUUAAUCCAUUACAGUACAAAUCUAGUUCGAGUCAAGAAAUCAUUUUUUUGUCAUUCUUUACAGGUCGAGCAUCAUUCAUAUGAGAGCGGUGAAAUCCUAACCACUGACAUCCCUUUAUUAAGGGAAAUUUUUUGGAUUCGAUUCACAUUCUAACUCAAAUGUAUUCUACAUACAUUGUAAAAGGAUGCUGAAUUCACCUACUCAAAUGUAUUCUACAUACACUAUUUAUUUGACAUCCGAUAUUUAUGGAAUUAAUGCAAGGCAAAAAGUGAUUCUUGUAUAGUUUUGCAUUCUUGGCAAUUUAUAGUAAUUCCCAUUUCAGUAAA
Molecule: messenger RNA, 3629 nt
Organism: Chenopodium quinoa (quinoa)
Lineage: Eukaryota; Viridiplantae; Streptophyta; Magnoliopsida; Caryophyllales; Amaranthaceae
Product: histone-lysine N-methyltransferase CLF-like
Exons: 17
Coding region: 557-3307 (916 amino acids)
Biological process (GO): chromatin remodeling
Cellular component (GO): PcG protein complex
Molecular function (GO): histone methyltransferase activity; protein binding
Source: RefSeq, a predicted model, not a curated record